CUCUUUGGCAUCUUCUUCCAAGGCGGAUCGCAGGGAGCAGAGCAUCUUCCACCCGCAGGAGGCCAGGCAGCGGUGCCUAGUGAGAUUCGAAGACUGCUCUUUGAAUGGUUGACAAGUAAACGUCAAGGCCUGAAAAGGAGUCAUGUCAGUACCAUUCAGAAAAGAACUGGAGAAAUACAAGAACAUCAAUGAAGAUGAAAUUCUCAGCAAACUCUCUGAGGAUGAACUGAAACAGCUAGAGUGUGUUCUUGAUGACCUGGAUCCAGAGAAUGCACUUUUGCCAGCAGGCUUCCGACAGAAGGAUCAGACCAGUAAACCUGCCACAGGACCUUUUGACCGAGAACGGCUGUUGUCCUACUUAGAGAAGCAAGCUCUGGAGCACAAGGACAGAGAAGACUUUGUACCCUUCACAGGAGAAAAGAAAGGAAAAGUGUUUAUCCCAAAAGAAAGACCAAUAGAAACCCAUACAGAGGAGAAGGUGACUUUGGAUCCAGAAUUAGAAGAAGCCUUGGCCAGUGCUUCAGAUACAGAGCUGUAUGACCUAGCAGCUGUUCUUGGAGUACACAACUUGGUGAACAACCCCAAGUUUGAUGAAGGGACCACUGGUAAAGAUGGCAAAGGAAUCGUGAAAAACAUAGUCAAAGGUGAAAAAGUCAAGCCAGUUUUUGAGGAACCACCUAACCCAACAAAUGUUGAAGCCACUCUGCAAAAGAUUAAGGCAAAUGAUCCUACUCUCCUGGAAGUCAAUCUGAAUAACAUUAAGAAUAUUCCAAUUCCAACCCUGAAAGAGUUUGCAAAAGCUUUGGAAACCAAUACACAUGUAAAGAAAUUCAGCUUGGCAGCUACUCGGAGCAACGACCCAGUUGCCAUUGCUUUUGCUGAUACGUUAAAAGUGAACAAGACACUCACAAGCCUAAAUAUAGAAUCCAAUUUUAUUACCGGAACAGGCAUCCUUGCCUUGAUUGAUGCACUGAAAGGGAACGAAACACUGACAGAGAUCAAAAUUGACAAUCAGAGGCAACAGCUUGGGACAGCGGUCGAAAUGGAGAUUGCUCAGAUGUUGGAAGAGAAUUCACAGAUCCUCAAAUUUGGGUACCAGUUUACAAAACAAGGCCCAAGAACAAGGGUAGCAGCAGCCAUCACGAAAAACAAUGACCUCGUUCGCAAGAAGCGAGUGGAAGGAGAACGCCACUAGUCUUGCCUCUGAGGAUGUGUACAAGCUACCUGUCAAAGAGUGCUGUUCCAUCAGCAAGCUGAGGAAAUUCACUGGUCUUAAAGGGAGACACUGGAAAGUUUUCAAAACGAGGCUACUAUAUUACCCUAAUCCCUGCCCCUGCCUUUUAAACAAAAUGAUCCAGCAUUAUUUUCUUAUUUAAAAAAGAAACACCUUUUUGAAUCAAUCGUGUAAAGCCAACAUGCACACCACAGGAAUCAAAUCUGAUUUCAUGUGGGACCUCUAAAACCACAGUGAGUUUUUCUUUUAACAACUCCAAUACAUUUCUUAAAGGAAAAACACCCUAAAAGUUCAGGAUACAGAACAGGAUCCUAUUAACAACUGGUCUUGCUCCCCCCAAAAUUCUAUUUGCAUGAAUAAGAAAUAGUUCAUGCAAAGGAAUCUUUGCAAUGCAUUACUACAUCCCUUACUCCCAUUCUGGUAAUCCACAAUCAUGUUCUGAAUUCAGGUCACCCUGGACUCUGAAGCAGGGCUAUCUAAACAUAGUAGCCAAAAUGGCAAUCCACUAGGAAAUCUUCAUGCACUCACCCCACAGAAACAAAUAGGAACUGCUUGGUGGAUUAUGUUUUCAGGGUCAGAACUGUCUGUCUCUCAGUCUUAAAUUCCACCACUUCAUCUUGCUUCAUAGUAAGGCUAGAUCCACUCUGUGUCCAUACAGACCACUACCUUUGUUUAUGUGUGAGGCUUUGUACACAUUGUAGAGUUGAAUGUGACCAAGAAGUCCUUUUAAAACACUGCAAGGCAGGACCAUCCUUCCACCAGCAUCUUCCCACCUCCAAAUAAGUCAGGCUUUGAUUCAGGACUACAGUGUGCCAUAAGCAGAGCACAGAUGCACUGCAAAGAAGAACUUUGCUGAGCAAAGUUGUUGAGAUGAAUCACACAAUGGCUUCAUUCAGAUAGCACAUCAAAACAUAAUAUGCACAAACUAUAAUGUGCACUAACCUGGUUUGCUGGUGGAUUGAGAUAAAAAUGUACAUGUUGUAACAUGGAACAGUAACCAUCCAUCCAACCUAGGGUCAUCGAUCUGAGCACAAGUAAAAAUGCUUUCAGUAGGUUAGCUGAAGAGAAACUGAAUGUGCCCAUGUUCAUGGCCACCAAACCACUCUGUUCAUCAUUGGUGCAAUCUGUGUUAUCUUGUGGGUGCUAUCAAAUCCUUCUUGUUUACACGUGUUAAGUUAGAACAACCACCUUCUCAAUAUGUUGUUACCUUUUGGGUGACAUUAUAUAACACACAUUAGUGUUGCCAAACUUAAAACAACUUCAGGCAGCUUUAAAACAAAGAAACAAACAAAAACAGAAACAAACAAAUAAAUACCAUAAUAAAAGUUUUUCUUUCAGGAAGGCAGAAUCAUCACCAAGUCUCUUUAACAUACAGUAAUGUUUUACUAAGAAAAUGCUGUCUUUUUCAAACCACCUUUUUAGAAACAAUCUUGAUGUUGUGCAUUUGUUACUAUAACUGGUUACUGAGAUCCACUGAUUCUCUAACUGUUGGUAUUAACGUAUCUGUGGCCUGCAGAAUGUGAGUGAAUAGCAGCACUGUCCUACACUUACCUACUAAGAAGCAAGCCCCAUUGGGUUCAAUGGAACCUAUCCUCCAGUUAACUGUACAGUACAUAGGAUUGCAGUCUAAAUUAUCAGGCUGCAAGAGGAACUCAUUUAUGUGCAACCAAUAGGGGAAAAAACACUGAAAAGGAAGCUCCAAUAGGAAUUCCUGAAUAAAGGCACGGUUUCAUUAACAGAUUCCCCUUUCUAAGCUGUUUUGGGAAGUGCUGCUUUAGGUAGAAGCUCUUAAAAAUUUAAUAUAACAAAAGCAUAGGUCUUGCCAGGAAAUGGGAAAAGGAAGGAAGAAGACAAUGACUUAUGAGCCAUUUCACACUUCACAAAGGCACAUGGAGCUUUGACCCAGUCAAUGCUUGUCUGGGUGGGGUGCUGCACCCAGUCCUGAUGUAUGCAUCCGUCUGAUAUACAUUUGUUAAACAUCUAUUUGCCAUAUUUACACUUUACAUUUUUAAGUCUGUAGGCAUACACUUUAAAACAUCUUAGGCGUGCAAGUAAAAUGCAGGCAAAUAUAAUGCUGAAGAAGCUGUUAGAAAGGAUCUGUUUGCCUAAUUUACAUCCUUAUCUCUGAAAUUAGCACAUGUUCCAGGUUCGUGAUAAGGCUGCAGGAACAGCUGUCAGAACCACAGCAGUAGAGCACAGCCUUUGCUGUUGGAUGAUUGCAAAAAAAUGUUUAGUUUGUAAUACAAUUUAGAUCUUUAAUAUGUGCAAAGAUUAAUUUGUAAUGUGUCUUUUUAAUGUUAAUGUUUUCUCAUGUGUCUGUAAAAUAACUUCAUAUUUAUUUCUGAUUAGGAGUACCAGGUUACCUUUAUUUGAACAAACUGCUGCUUAUUCCUGGCUCCUUCCUCCAAUAUCAAAAACCCUCCAAGUAGUACUGCUUCUCUCUGCCUCCCCAUAUAAAAAAGGAGAGGAAGAUAGCAUUUAAAAGGUAUAAAUUAGGUCUUAUAGGCCUCAUACAGACAGGCCAAAAUAAAGCUACUUCAGGUCACUUUGGAGGUAUG
Molecule: messenger RNA, 3792 nt
Organism: Sceloporus undulatus (fence lizard)
Lineage: Eukaryota; Metazoa; Chordata; Lepidosauria; Squamata; Phrynosomatidae
Product: tropomodulin-2
Exons: 10
Coding region: 143-1195 (350 amino acids)
Biological process (GO): muscle contraction; pointed-end actin filament capping; myofibril assembly
Cellular component (GO): myofibril; striated muscle thin filament
Molecular function (GO): tropomyosin binding
Source: RefSeq, a predicted model, not a curated record